AUGGGGCAGAGGUGGCUCCCUGUGGGGCAGGAGGAAGAAAAGGGGGAGGAAGAGGAGGGUGCCGAGGCCCCCUCCGCCCCCCCCCCGAAGCCGGUGGUGCCGGGGGUCCUUUAUUUGUCCUUCCUCCCGCCGGGCUUCGGGCCCCGCCAGGCCCGGGCGCUGCUGCGGCCGCACGGGGAGCUGGGCAGGGUCUUCCUGCAGCCCCGCGGAGGCUCCGUGCGGCGGCGGCGGCAGCGCCCGGGGGGGCCCCCGGCCGUGGCGUUCGCCGAGGGCUGGGUGGAAUUCCGGGACAAACGCGCGGCCAAACGCGCGGCCAAAAUCCUGCACGGGGCCCCAAUGGCCCCCCGGCCCCGCAGCCCCUUCCGCCAUCACUGCUGGAGCAUCAAGUACCUGCCCGGGUUCCGGUGGCCUCACCUGAGCGAGCGGCUCAGCUACGAGCGCCAGGUGCGGGCGCAGCGCCUGCGGGCCGAGGUGGCCCAGGCCAAGAGGGAGGGGGGCUUCUACGCCCGCCGCGCCUCCAAGGACCCCCCCAAAACCUCCCGAGACCCCGCGGCCCCCGCCCCGACCUGGGGCUUCGCACAAAGACCCACCGAGGAGGAGAUCUGGCGGCGCAAAGCUCGGCCCCCCCCGGCCGCGCCCCCCCAGAGCCUGCUGGAGAAGGUGUUCGGGACGGGCAGGUGAGACCCCCCCUCAAAUCUGGGGGGGCUCAGGCGUCUGGGAGGGGCCCUUGGCACGCCAGGGCCUCCUCCGCACGCCGAUGCCUUUCUCAAGGAUCGCAGAAUGUUUUAUUUUUCUCCUUAAAACUUUUAUUACUUUUAACAAAAAUAA
Molecule: messenger RNA, 828 nt
Organism: Passer montanus (Eurasian tree sparrow)
Lineage: Eukaryota; Metazoa; Chordata; Aves; Passeriformes; Passeridae
Gene: ABT1
Product: activator of basal transcription 1
Exons: 4
Coding region: 1-681 (226 amino acids)
Biological process (GO): endonucleolytic cleavage in ITS1 to separate SSU-rRNA from 5.8S rRNA and LSU-rRNA from tricistronic rRNA transcript (SSU-rRNA, 5.8S rRNA, LSU-rRNA); endonucleolytic cleavage to generate mature 5'-end of SSU-rRNA from (SSU-rRNA, 5.8S rRNA, LSU-rRNA); small-subunit processome assembly
Cellular component (GO): nucleolus
Molecular function (GO): RNA binding
Source: RefSeq, a predicted model, not a curated record